AGCGACUAUCCCAUAAGUCCGUUCGACAUCCUCCUUUCGAAGAGAAGGUCGCAUUUACAAAAUCAAGCGGACGAGGAAGCGUUGAAAAUUUAACAAAUUAAAGCCAUUAUGCUUGGCCAGGCUGUUCGACGAUUUACCACUUCAGCCAUCCGUGGGUCUCACUAUGCAGAAGGACCAGGAAAGAACCUGCCCUUCUCCGUGGAGAACAAAUGGAGGCUGCUGGGCAUGAUGGUGCUGUUCUUCGGCAGCGGGUUCACCUUCCCCUUCAUCGUGGUCAGACACCAGCUCCUGAAGAAGUGAUGCAUCAGCUCCUUUUGUGAUUUAACCAGGUCUGCUGUAUGUCUGAAUAUAUUUAAUCUAGUUCCUUCCUAACGAAGAAUGGGGAUUCCUUCAUCGUCUUUGUAAAUAAAAUGAAUACAAAUGCCUUAA
Anguilla rostrata (American eel) is the source of this 429-nucleotide messenger RNA. RefSeq names its product cytochrome c oxidase subunit 7C, mitochondrial. Lineage: Eukaryota; Metazoa; Chordata; Actinopteri; Anguilliformes; Anguillidae. The transcript has 3 exons. The record is from RefSeq and is a predicted model, not a curated record. The coding region runs from base 109 to 300 and encodes 63 amino acids. Gene Ontology annotation, biological process: mitochondrial electron transport, cytochrome c to oxygen.